Ipomoea nil (Japanese morning glory) is the source of this 3045-nucleotide messenger RNA. RefSeq lists its product as uncharacterized. The coding region runs from base 1 to 3045 and encodes 1014 amino acids. The record is from RefSeq and is a predicted model, not a curated record. Lineage: Eukaryota; Viridiplantae; Streptophyta; Magnoliopsida; Solanales; Convolvulaceae. Gene Ontology annotation, biological process: DNA integration. The transcript is spliced from 5 exons. Gene Ontology annotation, molecular function: nucleic acid binding.
AUGUCUUCAACUGGAACCGAGGAAACUUCUACCAAUGUUGAAAAUGCUACUUCUACCAAUGUUGAAAAUGCUAUUUCUCGCUUAGUGUUUGUGCCUAAUUUAUCUGGAAAUCCAGUUAUUACCUCUGAAAAAUUAUGUGGGUCACAAAACUACCACUCUUGGUCGGAUGCCGUUGAAAUGUGGUUUAUGGGCCAGGGUGUUAUUGACCACUUGGAACAUGGGGUAGAAACUGAGGUACCAGAAAAUGAGAAGGCAAUUUGGAAAAGGGUGGAUGCACAACUUUUUGUUGAUAAUUUGGUUAAUUUAAAGAAGGAUGGUAUGAGUAUGGAAGCCUUUCUUGGGAAAACUCAAAGUUUAUUAACUGAGUUUAAUAAGCUUUUACCCGUUGGAGGGACACCUGAUGAACAGAUUGCCCAACGUGAAAAGUUUUUUGUUGUUCUGGUUUUGACUAAAUUAGGCCCCGAGUUUGAGAAUACUCGAAACCAGAUUCUUGGGGAUAAAGGUGUGCCAGGGGUCCAAGAGUUGUUCAAACGCCUUCUUCAAGUGGCCUCUUUUCCUGGUGAAACUUCUGCAUCCACUACAGAACAAUCUGCUCUUGUGAUCCAAGGAAGUCGUGGUUAUAAUCUGGGCAAUCGGAAUAAAGACCGUAGUGGGCAGAAAAAUGCUAGAUACUGUGAUUACUGCAAUAGAUCUGGACACACACGGGACCGAUGUUGGAAACUGCACGGGAAACCGUUGCCUGCUCCUACAAAUGUGGCUCAACUCAAACUAGAAGAAUCAGGUUCUAAAAAUGUCUCUCUUGCAGAAUAUGAAGAGUUUGCACGGUUUAAGGCUAAUGCCCAAGCUACUGUUUUCACUCCUUUGGCUCAUACGGGAGAGACUCAUGCUGCCCUUGUUUCUCAAUCUGGACCUCUCGGACCACGGGUCCUUGAUUCAGGUGCCUCCGAACAAAUAUGUGGUAAUUCUUCCUUAUUGACCCAUCUCACAAACUCUAAGUCUCUUCCAUCCAUUGUGUUUGGUAAUGGAUCCAUUUGUUCUGCUAAAGGAGUUGGUAAAGCAAGACCUCUUCCUGAUUUACCCUUGUCAUCAGUCUUGCAUAUACCUACUUGUCCUUUUAAUUUGAUUUCCAUUCGUCAACUUACUCGUUCUCUUGAUUGUCUUGUCACUUUUUCUCCUGAUUCGGUUGUUAUACAGGACCGUCGUUCGGGGAAGACGAUUGGCUCGGGGUAUGAAUCAAAAGGGUUAUACCGUCUAUCCACUCCUGCUUUCGCUGUCUGUAGUGCUACUAUUUCUCCUUCCCUUACUCAUUGUCGUCUAGGUCAUCCAAGUUUGAAGAAACUACAACAACUUGAACCGAGUCUCUCAAAGCUGUCUUCACUAGAGUGUGAAUCUUGUCAAUUUGGGAAACAUUCAAGAACCUCCUUUCCUGAACGGAAAUUUCAAAAUGAAAUCAAGAAUCAAUUUGGAGUCUCUAUUAAAAUCCUUCGAAGUGAUAAUGCCAGGGAAUAUUUCAAUACUCCUUUGUCUACCCUCCUUGACUCUGAAGGUAUUCUCUAUGAGUCUUCUUGUCCAGAUACUCCACAACAGAAUGGUGUGUUUGAACGAAAGAAUAGGCAUUUAGUGGAAACCGCUCGGACUAUGCUCCUUCACUAUAAGGUUCCCUCUUAUUUCUGGGGAGAUGCUAUCCUCCAUUCAUGUUACCUUAUUAACCGUAUGCCAUCGUCUGUUCUACAUGGAAAAAUACCUUAUAACAUAUUGUUUCCUCAAGAGCCAUUACACAAGCUUCCGCUGAGGGUUUUUGGUUGCACUUGCUUUGUUCGGGAUAUUACUCCUGGUCGUGAUAAACUGUCACCCAAGUCCUUGAAAUGUAUUUUUGUGGGGUACUCUAGGGUUCAAAAAGGGUUCAGGUGUUAUUGUCCUGAGACACAGCGAUUCUAUGUAUCACCAAAUGUUACCUUCUUUGAGUACACUCCGUUCUUUUCAUCUGACUCUAUAAGGGUGGUGGAUCCUUUUCCUGAUGUCCUACCAGUUCCCUCAUUUGAAGGAGGGACAGAAAUACCAAUAUCUCCUGUUGUCCUACCUCCCAAUCCAUCACAAACCCACACUGUUUCUCCUUUCUAUUUAUCAUCUGUUUCUGUUCCUAAUUCAGUUAGGGAAGCUCUUUCCCAUCCUGGUUGGCAGCAAGCUAUGGUAGAUGAAAUGGUUGCUUUGCAAUCCUCGGGAACUUGGGACUUGGUUCCAUUACCUCCUGGCAAAACAGUUGUUGGUUGUCAUUGGGUUUAUAAUGUCAAAGUUGGGCCUGAUGGACAGAUAGAUAGACUCAAAGCUGGCCUUGUAGCCAAGGGGUAUACUCAAUCUCCACGUGCCUGGUUCGGACGUUUUAGUACAGUUCUGCAAGAGUUUGGGUUAGUCCAAAGCAAAGUGGAUCAUUCUGUAUUCUACCGGCAUCGACAUGGUAAGAGCGUUUAUCUUGUUGUUUAUGUCGAUGAUAUUGUUAUCACAGGAGAUGAUGCAGAAGGAAUACUCCAGCUAAAGCAACAUCUUUUCCAACAUUUUGAGACAAAAGGCCUUGGAAAAUUAAAAUACUUCUUAGGGAUAGAAGUUGCCCAGUCAAAGCAAGGGAUUUGUAUAUCUCAACGAAAAUAUGCUUUAGACAUAUUAAAGGAAACAGGUAUGAGUGAUUGCAGACCUAUUGAUACUCCCAUGGAUCCUAACAUUAAGCUUGUACCGGAACAAGGGAAGCCCUUUUCAAAUCCAGGAAGAUAUCGAAGAUUGGUUGGAAAAUUGUUGUACUUAACCGUCACUCGCCCUGACAUCUCUUUUGCAGUUAGCGUUGUGAGUCAAUUUUUUGCUUCUCCGUGUGAUAGCCAUUGGGAAGCUGUCAUUAGGAUCCUACGAUACAUCAAGAAGUCUCCCGGGAACGGUGUUUUAUACAAGGAUCGUGGAAAUAUAGAGUUGUUGGUUAUACUGAUGCAGAUUGGGCUGGGUGUUCUUGGGAUAGAAAGUCAACAUCAGGGUACAGCGUUUUUCUUGGUGGCAAUCUAG